CGACGACCUUCCCCGGGAACGUCACCGCCCACUGUCGGCGCAAUUUAGCCCGAAUAGCGGUUCUCCGCGUUGAUAAUUGGGACAAUUCGGCGCUAGCUCCGUCCUCCGGGUCCCCGCGUCGCUCGGCGUCCCUGAGCCGGUGGGGCUGCAGACGCCCGCGUCUCCUGCGCGGCUCUGAGCGGACGCUGGCAGCGGACAAAGAAGGAAUGCAUCCCCGGAGCGCCGGACCUGUUCCCUCCCGUCCUGCACAAAGCCUGUGAAGCAGGCCGUGUUUCUCCUCGCAGCCACAGGCAGAUGAUGCUCAAACAUGUCGGGGAAUCAUUUCAAAGGCCACGAAGUCAGCUGCUGCAUCAAGUACUUUAUUUUCGGCUUCAACAUCCUGUUCUGGCUGCUGGGCAUGGCCUUGGUUGGGAUCGGACUGUGGGCUUGGAGUGAGAAGGGGGUCCUGUCCAAUAUCUCAUCCAUCACUGAUCUGGGGGGUCUGGACCCUGUGUGGCUCUUCAUGGUGGUCGGCGGGGUCAUGUUCAUUCUGGGCUUUGCUGGCUGCAUUGGAGCUCUUCGAGAAAAUACGUUUCUGCUCAAGUUUUUCUCCGUGUUUCUGGGAAUCAUCUUUUUCCUGGAGUUGACAACAGGAGUUCUGGCCUUUGUUUUUAAGGACUGGAUUAAAGACCAACUUAACCUGUUCAUCAACAACAACAUCCGGGCAUACAGAGACGACAUCGACCUACAGAACCUCAUCGAUUUCACUCAGGAAUAUUGGGAGUGCUGUGGUGCGUUUGGAGCGGACGACUGGAACCUGAACAUCUACUUUAACUGCACUGAUGGGAACCCCAGUCGGGAAAAGUGUGGCGUCCCCUUCUCCUGCUGCACCAAGGACCCAGCGGAGGAUGUGAUAAACACUCAGUGUGGAUAUGACAUCAGAGCAAAGCCAGACUCGGAGCAGAAGGACUACAUCAACGUGAAAGGCUGCGUGCCUCAGUUUGAGAAGUGGCUCCAGGACAACCUCACCUUGGUGGCUGGGAUCUUCAUUGGAGUUGCGUUAUUGCAGAUUUUUGGGAUUUGUUUGGCCCAGAACUUAGUGAGUGACAUCGAGGCAGUGAGGGCAAGCUGGGUGCCCCCCCCUCUGUCCAUGCGUCGACCCCCACCAUACUCCUGCAAGAAAUCAUCGGCUUACUACUCAUGAGACAGCCACGCACAGAAUUUUCUUUACCUAAUGCUGACGGAGCUUCUCUCUAACAGCUUCAGUUCGGAACGUGCACCCCUCAGUACCGUCGGCGAGCACCGUCGGAGAACGCCCCCGAUCACCUUCCCCCCUUUCCUACACUGGACCAGCACUUUUUUUUUUAAUAUUUGAAAGGUUUUGUAUAUAACCACUGUGUGACUACUGAACAAAGAUAGUGAACACGGACGGGAUGAAGAUAACUGCAGUGUUCACACUUUUGAUAGCUGCACUUAGCUGCUUCAACGCGUCUUUUUAAAGCGAGCUCGGUACUUUUCACUGCGAAAGUGUUGGCCCACAUGGAAGGCCGAGAUAAAGACUAAACAAGCAACUGAGAAGAACGUUUGUUAAGGUGCUUGCUUCCACCACGUGUGCUGGUCAGAGCGCAACUAAAGGAGGAAAAGACCACCGAUUUUUCUUGUCGUUACUGAGCCCGGGUAUUUUUCACUGAUUGGGUCAAACUGGGUGGAUAUACUUCAGACCUCUUCUCAAACACAGAAAUAACAGGAAGUGGUUGCUCUACCGAAGCAGAAAAGAGCUGCUGAUAAGAUGCGCUCACUGAGCAAAACUAAUCAAGCGUCACGUUAAAUCCCCGUAAGGGAAGUCGUUUUGUCCACAUGCAGACCAGUGAUGAGGAUGUUUAGAACUGGGCGGUGACACCGUGAUUUGAGCAGUGGUAUUACAGGCAGUUGCUGGAGACGAGGGAAUCAAGGUUAGCGUCACAUGCAGUAGGUCCAUCGUGGAAGUAGAAGUUUAAUGCACGCUGUUAACCUGUUUGCAAAGGAACUGGGAGAAAUGACCCGCCAUGGUGGGCCCAGUAAUGUUUUCAUCACCACUUUGAGAGGCUUUCUGCUCAGGGCCUUGUCUGCUGCACAAAUCUCUCAUUAUGCCAACUGAUCAGUCUCUGGGUCUACAUGGACCUGGAGAACAAAGACCAUGUGGAGAUCCAUCAACACAGGAUGACCUCUAUGCAGCAAGCAGAUGUAAGGAUUGAGUUUUAAAAGCCAUUAAGGGCAGAGGGACCCUCCGUCUUGCCUAACGCAGUCAAGAGGAUAGUUUGGUCUUUUGAUGACAUCAUCAACAAGCAGGUGGAUGUGGGGACUUCUUAGUAUGGUCUGCUGAUGCCCGGCAACAGAUUCCUGGUCCUGGUAGUAGAUCGUCUCCACUAGUUGUUUUCAGUCUCCAUGGUAACCAAACAUUGCACCGUCCAAUGGGUGGUGGUAGCCUCCACUACUUCCACAGUGGCUUUCAGCUUGUUCGUCUGGAUGUCUCCCCAGCAGGUGAUGAUGUAGCUUCUCCUCUAUGAAGAGCUGUCCGUUAGCUUCCUCACAACAUUGAAGGUUAUCCUCGUCAUUAAAAACAGAUGGAAAAACACCCUCCAUUGUUUCACAUGGAACCCAAAAAUAAAUGUACUAUCUGGAGCUACAGGCUUACAAGUUAACUUAUAGUAAUUUGCAGAGUAGACAUUCAGAAAGACUCAGGCUCUUUAGACAUCCCAUACAGGGGUACCAGGUUUCAGCAACGGGACGUACUGAUCACUGGUCUGCGUGUGCACACGAUGACAUCCCAACCAGACCAGGUUCUUUCUGUACAAUUAUUUUUCUGACCCUCUGAAGUGCUCAGGCUGGAUGGUGGCAUCUGGACAUCAUCUCUUCUUUACAGCAUCGCUCAUUAGAGUAAAGCAGAGUGACUCCCUGUUUCCGUUGCUCCUACUAAACACCUGAGUACCUGUUUACACUCAGUAUGGGAACAAUCACAUACGUAGAGGUUUAAAUGCCAGAGCCUGACAGCUUCCUGGGCGCAUUGCUGCGUUCCAUGGAAGAUGGAUGGAGAUAUGAUCUCGCACAUAAAAUAGAAGUGGUUGCUGAGUUUCAGCCUCAUUUAGGAAAAUCUUUAAAUCGCUCCCAAAAAGUUCUCAAGUUAGGGGUCUGGGACUCUUAGCUCCACAUUGGUUGAGAUGUAGAAAGAAAAUGUAGACACCUGUUUCAUAGUUCUGUUUUUUCUGGAUUUAAACAUCCGCCAUGUUUUAGUUGGAAAUCCAAGCUAGUGUUUGUACACGAGGCCCCGGUUCCUCUGCGGGCUUAGAUGCUUUUAUCAAUGGUGCACACCAUUAGGUGUUCUCACUUUCUGUUUAUCCUGUUUGGGUUACAGAGCCUCGGCACCAUGACCGACAGUACGGAGCCCUCUGGGCUGACUGUUGGUUCUAGUAGAGUACUAACACAUCGUUAGGUAUCAUUUUCCUCUGUUCCCUCCCACAUGGUGACGAGGUGAACAAUUAAAAACCUUCACAAUGAGAUCAUCGGUUCAUCUGUACGUUCCUGCAGUGGGAGAUCGUCUUGUGGUGCUGCAGGAGAAACCAACCAACAUGUGACCAAACAGCAGGCACAUGGAGCUGAGCAGGGAUUCUGUCCCGAGGACAACCCAAACAUCCAUCCACAAGGAAACCAGGAACCCUUGCAGUGUCUUUAAAGCAAGAGAAAAUGAUGAAAAACAUUAAUUCAGUAGAAAAAUGCUUGGCUUUAUUUAAAAAAAAAAUUCUAAAUGGCAGUAAAUAUUUAGAAAAGCUGAAAUAAAAAAACAAGGGAGUCCAGGCCAGAUUAAACUUCAUUGUUCCGGUUUUCUGACCAACUCUUGGAUGCUUGGUGUUGCCUCGUUUAUUUCCCAUCUUUUUUUCUAAAUGUAUAUAGAAGUCUGUUCCAGUCAUUACACAGAAUGUCUGUAAGUGUACAGCCCAUCCCGAUCUUUUCUGGGGAGCUGCUGCUUUUACUGAACAGCUUCAGUGAAGCCGAGACCUGGGGUCAACAGACGGGUGGUUUUAUUACAUCAGUGAAAUCAGGAUUUCUGACCGUAUUCAGUGUUUCACAUGACAGCGUUUGUGCACUCAAGGGAAAAAGUCACUUUUCCCCCCAUGAUGCCCGUUCACUUUAUGUAUUCUGAAGCAGCUCUCACCACUGUACACAAGACUGAAUGAAAUCUACUGAAAGGUGUUUCUGUGGAGCUUUUCUACGUGUUCGAGGUGAAUUUAUGCUCUACGCAUGCAUUUGUAGCAAACUAGAGUAUUUUUUCAAGCAGUGGUCUUUGUUGUAAGAUGUUAUAUCCUGAGAAAGUGUGUGGCUACUGGUAAAGGGACGGACACCGUUUUUGAUACUAAAUAUUUAUUGUACAUUUAAUGUGGUUUUCUAACACUAAAACAUUUAGUACCACUGAAGGGAAUCUGUCACUCUUGUGAAAAAGUGGACCACCUGCACUGUACAUCCCAUCUGCAUUUGUGGUGUAACUACCUCCUCAUGUCCCGUUAACAUUGCAAUCAUUUUGUCAUCUAGUAAAAUGACCUGACAGAUC
Messenger RNA from Fundulus heteroclitus (mummichog), 4561 nucleotides. It is a transcript of the gene tspan5a, whose product is annotated as tetraspanin 5a. The transcript has 11 exons. Lineage: Eukaryota; Metazoa; Chordata; Actinopteri; Cyprinodontiformes; Fundulidae. Gene Ontology annotation, biological process: protein localization to plasma membrane; protein maturation; regulation of vascular endothelial growth factor signaling pathway. Gene Ontology annotation, cellular component: membrane. The coding region runs from base 308 to 1183 and encodes 291 amino acids. The record is from RefSeq and is a predicted model, not a curated record.